Messenger RNA from Brassica oleracea var. oleracea, 2814 nucleotides. RefSeq lists its product as uncharacterized. The transcript has 9 exons. NCBI's taxonomy places the organism in Eukaryota, Viridiplantae, Streptophyta, Magnoliopsida, Brassicales, Brassicaceae. The coding region runs from base 1 to 2814 and encodes 937 amino acids. The record is from RefSeq and is a predicted model, not a curated record. Gene Ontology annotation, molecular function: RNA-DNA hybrid ribonuclease activity; nucleic acid binding.
AUGGCUGGUCAAGAAGGCUAUUCUGAUUCGGAAAGCUCUGGUACAGUAUGCAGCUUAGAGCCAGCUAUCACUACGGGUUUUCAGAUUGGUGUGUUUUCUCAGACUCCAUCUGCUGGUGAUAGCAAGGCUGUUAAAGCUGUUCGCCGUAGGCCUCCUGGAAACGGAAAGCUCAGGCCGAGAAAGCUAUCUCUAAAAGGAACUCGUCCUUCGAACUUGCACUUACACCUAUGGAGUCUGGUAGCAAGCUGUCGAUCAGUAGUUUUCUUUCUUUCUUGUGUCUAUGGUGACCCCGUCAGAGCAAGAAGACAAGAUGUGUGGGAUCGUUUGGUGGAAGUUGGAAUGAGAAGAAAUGAAGCUUGGCUGCUUACUAGUGACUUCAAUGAGCUAAUGUCAAAUGAAGAGAAAUUGGGAGGCGCAGUGCAAGUUGAAUCUACAUUCUGGGGUUUCCUGAAUAUGGCUUGUGAUUGUAAGAUCAGGGAGUUACGUAGUUCUGCUAGUGUUGAGUAUGGAGGCAUGUGGGGAUCGGAUCACAGACACUUACUGAUUGGUUUUGUGCUGGAGCUACGAGAACUGCAUAGGGGGCGGUUCUACUUGGAUAACAGAAUGUUUGCUAAGGUUGGGUUUGAAGCAGCAAUCAUCAAAGGUUGGGGUGAUAAUGAUAAUCAAGCGUGUCUCAUGGACCAUAUCUCGAGUUGCAGAAAGGAGAUAUCUAGAUGGAAAAAAUCUUCUGAUCUCAAUUCGCAUGAGAAAAUCUUGAGACUAAAGGCAGCUUACGAACUUGAGGGGCGUAAAGUGAGGAAUAAGAUUCUUAUGCUGCUGGAUGAAUUGGGCAACAAGCAUUUUUCUGAAGGUUCUAAGGGGGAGAUUACAGACUUACGGCUCCUGUCUGUUGAGGAGAUACGGAAAGAAGCUAUGAGCGUCAAUGGAGGAAGUGCCCACGGGGAAGAUGGCCUGACCGGUUCUUUCUAUCACAAGUAUUGGUACGUUGUAGGACCGGCCAUCACUAAGGAGAUACUACUCUUCUUUGAAUCUGCGAUCAUACCUAUGGGUUGGAACCACACACAACUGAGCCUCAUCCCGAAGGUGGUCCUACCAACCUUGGUGUCAGAUACACAAGAAGAUUUUGUCUCGGGUAGACUCAUCUAUGAUAACAUUAUCAUUGCGCACAAGAUAGUUCACUCACUUCAGAUGAACGAUAGAGUUGCCGAAGAUUUCAUGGCGAUAAAAACAGAUAUGUCCAAGGCUUAUGAUCGUGUUGAGUGGUGUUUCCUAGAGACACUAUUGGAGAGGUUUGGCUUUGACAGAGUUUGGGUUCGGUGGAUCAUAGCGUGCGUUAGCUCUGUUUCCUACUUGGUGUUACUGAAUGGAGCUUCACACGGCUUCAUCAAACCUGCGCGUGGUUUGCGGCAGGGUGAUCCACUGUCUCCUUUCCUUUUCAUCCUAUGUGCGGAGGCCUUAGUGAAUUGUUUGAACAACUCUACUGCUUCAGGUCAUCUACACGGAAUUGGUAUUGGUUCCUUGGGUCCGGAAGUACUUCACUUGCUGUUUGCAGACGAUAGUCUGUUGAUAUGUAGAGCUUCUUCUGUGGAAGCUAAAGAGGUUAUGUUAUGUCUCGAUAUGUAUGGUGACGCGUCAGGGCAGAGAUUAAAUCUGGAAAAGUCUUCCAUCAUUUUCGGAUCUAAAGUCCCAAUCGACCUGGUAGUUGAGCUCAAAACUAUCUUGGGAAUUGAGAAGGAUGGAGGUGAGGGAACCUAUCUCGGCUUACCAGAAUGCUUUAGUGGGUCUAAGAGACAACUUCGGAGCUUUAUAAGGGGCAAGAUUCAAGGUCGCUUAAAUGGAUGGUUCUCGAAAUCCCUCUCUCAAGGGGGCUCUCGACCGUCGUUUGCUUGGCCCAUUUUGCUACAUGGCAGAGAACCGUUGCAGCAGGGGUUGGUUACAAGGAUUGGCAAUGGUACAUCUACGAAUGUGUGGUGGGACAAAUGGAUCAUUGAUUAUGUUCCUCGUACUCCAGACUAUGGACCUGAGUCCUUGGUUGAUCUUACGCUAAAAGUUGAUGAUUUAUUGGACUCCCAAGCAGCUUUGGAGGAUUUGAAGUCUCCUCCUUUGGUUCCUACUCCCCAAGUGGAACAACUACUCUGGAAAUCUAUCUGGAAAGCCAAAACUACUCCUAAAUUGCGACAUUUUCGCUGGCGUAUACUCUCAGGUGCUUUGGCUGUAAAAGAGAGAUUACGUUCGAGAGGCAUCAACAUUGAUACGACAUGCUCUUCAUGUCGUAAUGGCCGUGAAGAUAUCAACCAUGUGCUCUUUCAAUGUCGGUUUGCUCAACAUGUUAGGUCGCUCUCUGCGGUUCCUAUGCCUCCAUCAGGCCAUCAUGGAAGCUCAGAUUUGGCGAGAGCUGAAGUUUCCCGACGAUCAGAAACUCCUCUAGUUUCAUGUCCCACGGUCUGGUCUAAGCCUCCUGACGAUUGGAUCAAAUGCAACGUUGGGGCUUCAUGGUUAAAUUGUUCAGUUAACAGUGGAGGUGCUUGGAUUGUCCGUAACCCUGAAGGUAUGACUCUCCUCCAUAGUACAAGAGCUUUCUCCAAUGUUUCAACCCCACUGGAAGCAGAUCUUUGUUCUCUCCUAUGGUCUAUUGAGUCAAUGCGGAGUUUACGAUUGAAUAAAGUCAUCUUUGAGUCCUUAUCAGCUAUUCUCAGAGAUGCCUUCCUUAAUCCAUCUUUCGACUCUCCAACGUGGCCUAUGGUAUUGAAUAUUCUCCACACGUUCGGCGAAUGGAGGGUGGAGCAUGUGAAAGUAAUAAAGUUGCGUCCAUGA